CACGCUUAAGUCUUUUUCUCUAGAUGAAGUCCUGGAGCUUGGUAAAUAUACAUGGUGAUUUGACUUUCACGUAAGAAAAGGAUCAUAAAUUAUAGGGCAAUUUGGGUUAGAGAUGAUUUCCUGAGGUCAUAUAGCCCAAUCCCAUGGUCAAGCUGAGACAAAUUAGAACACAGUGCAGUAUUGUGUUUGCUUAGAUGCCCUGUAGCCUCUCAGGCACCCUGUCCCAGCAUUUGCCCACCCUCAUGUGAUUUUUAAAACAAAAAAAGCAAGAUCUGUUGAUGUCUAAUCCAACCUUUUCCAUUUUCUCUUCAUUUCUUCUUGUUCGAAGUCAUAAACACUGAAGUCCUGAUUUCUCAUCCUAAGUCCAAAUUUUAAGAAGUGCAUCUCUUUCAUAGAAACAGGACAAACAGAAAUCAAGGUUUCCUUAGAACCCUAAUUCAAUUCUCCUAAUAAGAUUUUAAAGCUAUUAAAAACCGCCAUACUCUCGUUUCAUAUUCUUUCUUCUUUUUUUUUAAUGUCAUUGAAUUAUAAACAGAGCUCUGACUUGUACAUUAAAUUCUACAUUAUUUUCUGUACCAUUAAUAUUUAGUCUGUUCCAUAGUUCUAUGUAUUCUCUUCAUUUGUUUUACUUCCACAAGGAAUAUUCGUGGAUUUCUUGGAACGACUCCAGUACUCUUCGGGGCACAGGGAAUGGCAUCCCAUAAUUCAGGAGAUGUGUGUCCUGCUAAUUGGCUUUCAGAAUGGCUUUGCCACAGCGUUUGCCAGACUAAAUGUCCUUCACUGGAUGACUUUUGAGUUGAGGUUACGGUUCUUGGGAAUAGGUUGCACUGUUUUUCAUUCUUGUGUAUGUUCCUUAGGUCAUGGAGGGUUUUGUUUGGAUCUCUCUCUCCCUUUUCCUUCCUUUACUUUUUUGGGCUGCAUAUUCUCACAGCCUGCAUGAAACUUAAUAAUCGUUCUGUGAUCACAUUGCAAAAAUUAACCCUACAUUGGAAGAACUGAAUUUAUCAGAUCAAUGAAGGGUAAUCCGGUGUGCGGUAUGAUUCCACAAACCCUGAUUUUACUGAAGUUUUGUGGUAAAGACAUCUUGAUGGAUGAGAGAUAGCUGUGUUGUUUUAUUUAGUGGCAGCUCAGAGGUAGAGGAGGUAAGGGGCAGGAUUUAGAGGAGACCCUGACUGUAGUCAGAAAUGGAAUGGUUUGCUAUGAAAACAAGGUUUUGUCUGCUACCCAAACUAUUUGUGUUCAUGACUUCAUGAGCCUCAUAGGUACUGAGGCUUUUAAUGUCUUUGCUAACAGAUUUUUAGUCAUCCUUUUUGAUAUUUUACCAUUCUGAAAUGUUUGUUUGUUUUGUUUUUAUUUUUCUAGCCACCCAUUCAAAAAAAGAGCUUCUAUUCAAGCGGAAAUGGUUGCGUGUAAUGAUUUUCCAUUAAGUUAUACCCAGUAAAAGAAUGUAUGGCACUGGCUCUAGGUUACUUAUUGUUUCAUUCUGUGAUUCCCGUAGCUGAAAUUACGAAUAAUCUGUUGGAGUCAUAAGAAUUUCCUAUCUGACUUUCUGAUAUGCUGUAGGAUCCUUCAGGGAUAAAUGUUUUUCUCCCCACAUCCAAUGUCAGCUCAGUGCUUUCUUCUAGCUGAUCAAGAAGUGGAAUAUUUUUUUCCUCUUGUUUAAAUCUAGGAUUUUCUUUGUACAUUUGUAAUGAUAUAUGAUUUUGAAUGUUUUCAAUAAUAAAAAAAAAUCUGAAGUAAAGAAGGUAGAAUCACUUUUUUUUCCUGUUUUUGAAAAAUUUUGUCCAAAUCUAAGGACUCUGAAGUUAAGGAACUGCAUCAGUAUGUCAAUUGUAAUGGUAAAAAACAAAUACGGACUUACUAAUUAACAUGAUGAAAAUACUUGUGGGCUUUAAGCUAACGUAGUUGAGUUUUGCUGAACAGAGGCUCCAACCAAACUCCACGAUAGUGAUAUUACACUUCAGUAGACUGCAGUUCGUAGGUAUAAAUGAUCUGACUUCUUUGAAGGUGCAGACCUGAGCAUCUCUAAUGGAGUUGGAAAACAAGUAAGAAUUCCUUAUGCUGAACAGACAGGCUCUCCGUUAUUUGGCAGAGUGCCGUGCCAACAGAGAAAAGAUGAAAGGUGAAUUGGGUAUGAUGCUCAGCUUACAGAAUGUAAUACAAAAGACCACUACGCCUGGAGAGACUAAACUUCUGGCUUCUGAAGUCUAUGACAUCCUUCAGUCUUCCAACAUGUCAGACAUGGACAAUGUGAAUGAAAUGAAUUACCGUCGAAGGAAAGCACAGUUUUUCCUGGGCAGCACAAAUAAACGUGCUAAGACAGUGGUUUUACAUAUAGAUGGCCUUGAUGAUUCGUCUCGAAGAAAUCUUUGUGAAGAAGCUUUGCUGAAAAUUAAAGGUGUUAUUAGUUUUACAUUUCAAAUGGCUGUUCAGAGAUGUGUGGUCCGAAUUCGCUCAGACUUAAAAGCAGAGGCUUUGGCAACAGCAAUAGCAUCAACCAAAGUUAUGAAGGCACAGCAAGUUGUAAAAAGUGAAAGUGGUGAGGAGAUGCUAGUUCCGUUUCAAGAUACUCCAGUGGAAGUAGAACAGAAUACAGAUCUACCUGAGUAUUUACCAGAAGACGAAAGCCCUAGUAAGGAACAGGAUAAAGCAGUGUCUCGUGUUGGGUCACAUCCAGAAGGUGCAGCAAGCUGGCUCAGCACAGCAGCAAACUUUCUAUCUAGAUCUUUCUACUGGUGAACUUGUAUUUGGUGUUAAAAGACUGUGUGAGCCAACAGGGGGGCCAGUUUUCCAUUGGUGUGGUGAACUGCCAAGUGCAAUUUGCAAUAAAUUAUCACAAAAAUUUUAGAUUACGCAAAUGUAUGCUGCAUUUUACAUUUUAUUGGACGUUUGACCUGAUAGGACAGGGGUCAAAGGACAGAGGCCUCCAAUCAAAUUGUUCCUUUAUUUGUUUUUCAUGUAGAUUUUAUUGCUUCACUUUUUUAAAGAAAUGGGUCCACUAUUACAUACCAAACAUUUAUGUGUAUAGAGCUUUAAGUUUGACUUCACAUAGAACACAUGAUAGGGAGAAUCCAUUUAACUUCAGACUCAGGGCCUCUGUGAAUGAAAAUCGUAAUGGCUAAAUGUGUAUUAAGUAAAAUGCUCUUUUUAUUUCUGCAUCCCUUAGGACUAAUUUGAUUCAAUUUUCUGUAUUCUGACUAUAGAGAAAAAAAAUAUAUAUAUAGUCUGCCUCUCUUUUUACCUUCAUUUUUGCCAACCCUUUUCACAGAAUGAGCAUGAUGCUCCCUUUUUGCUCUUAAGCUAGCAUCACUACAUACUUGAAAUUUAUAACCGUUUUAUGUGUAUUGCUUUUUUUUUUCAGUCUGAAUUUAACCAUUGGAGUGCUUGAGAUUAAGAAAUAAGGGAUUGAGUAAACACAAGAAUGUGUACAUACAUUGUACAGUAAAUAAACUAGAACAUAUUUGUAAUGAUGGGUGUGACUGGGUCAUGUAUAUAAAUAAUAAAUACCACUGACUGCUCUUCAGGCUAGUUGGGAAGACUGUAGCAAAAAAGCUGUGGUCUAAGGUAGUGACAGCCUAUUGCAGCUCUGUCUGAAGAGGGAUGGAGGCUGUAUUUGGUUGAGAAAUGGUGUUCACUGUUAGGAAAUAUUUAAUGGUAACUGAAACUUAAUGAACUUGAAGAAUAAAGCAGAACUGAAUGCCUCUUUUGCCACAGUGCCACUCAUAAAUUUAGACUUUAAUAACCCUUUUUAUUUUGUUUUACCUAACAGACAUGACAUGUAAGUUCUCUCCUCUGGUCUUCAUGAGGUUCCCAUAGAAUUACAUCAGCUUGGACAGGCUUAAAAACAUGUACAAACAAUUGGCUUUACCUUGUUACUUACCGACAGUAUAGAUUUAAAGAUGUCUUUGUAAUUUAUGUGACCAGAAAUGAUAAUAAAAGCAAAACUUCUGUAGAUAAAGACUAAUAUAGAUCUGAGCUGUUAUUAUGCACUGUGUGCCUGAGAGGAUUCAAUACACAGUGCUUGAAAACUGCAGUGCUACGGCUUUGUUGCACUAGAGAAGUACAGCUAAGAACUUUAAAUAAUAAUAUAAACCUCAUUAUCCAGUGCUUUUUUUUUUUUUUUUUUUUUGGUGGUAAUGUAUUUGCUAUAUUGUUAACUUUUUUUUUUUUAACCACCUUGGAGACUCGGAGAAAAAGUUUAAUGCAUCAAAGUUAUUCCCCUGUGCCCGUGCACAAGGAAUAAAGGAAGUUCACUGGCUGCUAUAAUACUACAGAAAUGCAGAGGGAUGGUAAUGUAAAAUAAUAACACAGAUCAGAGUUCACCCACCCAAGUUAUUUGUCAUUCUAGGACAAAAAAAAAAAAAAAAGAAAAGAAAAGAAGCUUGUUGGCAGACUAGGUGUCUCAUGUUUUUUAAUAUAACUAGUUUAUUUUUGAUUCAGGUUUACACGCACAGAUUGAAAAUACAGGCUUUUCGGGGCAUGUAUUGCUUUAAAUAUGUAAUACUACUCUCAUUGCUGUCUAGAAUGUUACAGUACCAAAUGUGUUUAAAAAGUCCUCUGUUCUAUAGCCAUGAAUGCAGAGUUUGUUUUUCUGCAUUAACAUCUGUUUGCAUUUGCAUUGCUGCACAUCUAUUUACUAAAAGACUACACCCUUUGGAUAUUAAUGGUUCAAUACCAGUAGGUAUUAAGUUUGUUUGUGCAUUCGGUCUGUAGGUGUGCUUUUAUGACAGUAUUGCAGCUCUUGUAGAACAGUUUAAGGCAUCUGUAAAAGUUUUUGAAAUAUAUUGUAAAAUAAUAAAGGAUAAUAUAACUAAAAA
Messenger RNA from Gallus gallus (chicken), 4817 nucleotides. It is a transcript of the gene ARMC1, whose product is annotated as armadillo repeat containing 1. Bases 2059 to 2739 code for a protein of 226 amino acids. The transcript is spliced from 6 exons. Lineage: Eukaryota; Metazoa; Chordata; Aves; Galliformes; Phasianidae. Gene Ontology annotation, molecular function: protein binding; metal ion binding. The record is from RefSeq and is a predicted model, not a curated record.